AAUCUGCUCAUUCUUCUGCUGAUUGUCUUGGAUCCACAUCUUAAAAGCCCCAUGUACUUUUUCCUGGGGAACCUCUCCUUCCUGGAGGCUUGCUACAGUUCCAAUAUAUUUCCAAGGGUGAUUUCAGCUCUCCUGACUGGGGACAGGACAAUUUCCUUCAUUAGCUGUUUCACACAACUCUAUUUCUUUGGUUCAUUGGUAUCUGCAGAAUGCUGUUUACUCUGUGUGAUGUCUUAUGACAGAUAUUUAGCAAUCUGUAAACCAUUGCAUUAUGCAGCCAUCAUGAAAAGCUGGACAUCUAUCCAGCUGGCAGCUGUAUCUUGGAUCAAUGGAUUUGUGGCUUUGACCGUACUCCUUGUGUUGAUGUUACAGUUAAACUUCUGUAGCUCCACUGAGAUUGAUCAUUACUUCUGUGAAUACUUUCCUAUUCUGAGACUCUCCUGCAGUGAUACUAGUGUGGUGCAAAUGUUGAGCUUCAUAGUGGCCUCCAUAUUCACGUUCCCACCUUUUCUCCUGACGCUUGUAUCUUACAUUUAUAUUAUUGUUGCCGUCUUAAAAAUUCCCUCUACUACUGGGAGGCAAGAAGCUUUUUCUACCUGUUCAUCUCACUUGAUUGUAGUUUCUGUUUUCUAUGGAGCUCUAAUUAUUGUGUAUAUGACCCCAAAGGCUGAAAUUAGGAGAGACAUGCAAAAAUUUUCCUCUCUCUUGUAUACCGUUUUGCCUCCUCUGGUCAACCCCUUUAUAUACAGUCUGAGAAAUAAGGAGGUCAAGGAUGCCCUGAGAAACAAUAUCUGCAGGAAUUUUCAUUUUCUUUCAAAGGAAACCAGAGGAAAGUGGUUUAUGUAG
Python bivittatus (Burmese python) is the source of this 846-nucleotide messenger RNA. Its product is annotated as olfactory receptor 2AP1-like. NCBI's taxonomy places the organism in Eukaryota, Metazoa, Chordata, Lepidosauria, Squamata, Pythonidae. Gene Ontology annotation, molecular function: G protein-coupled receptor activity; olfactory receptor activity. Gene Ontology annotation, biological process: G protein-coupled receptor signaling pathway. Gene Ontology annotation, cellular component: membrane. The record is from RefSeq and is a predicted model, not a curated record.